CGCCCUCGACCCCUCCCCCCCCCCACACCUCCAAGAGGACACCAUGGGCCUCUUCUCCUCCUCCAAGCCCGACUUGGGCGACGAUCCGGCGACCGAUUUCGCCGACAUUGCUGCUGCCGCUCAAGACAUCCCGCUGCCCGAGAUCCUGCCGCGGCCAGCCUCCCUCUACACCCUGCCGACGCUGCCGCCCGAGAUCAACCCGACCGACCCCUUGGCCGUGGCCAUCUACCACCAUGAAAACAACCGCCUCGACAUUGCCACAUAUUUCUUCUCCUACUCGGCGAGCCAGGGACACCCCAUUGGCCUGUUCCUGUAUGCCAUGUCGCUGCGGCACGGCUGGGGCAUCGAAAAGAACGAGGCGCUCGCCUUCAAGCUGCUGGAGAAGGCCGCCGGCUCGGCCGUCGACAACCUUGUCCAUGGAGUCCAAACUACCCUGAGUCGGCGACCUACUCGGUCCAACAGCGGCUCGGCUCCGACUGCGGUCUUGCCGGCCUCUCGCCACGAGCCCAUCACCCCUCCACCCCGAAUCGCCUCGGCUCCCAAGAACACCUUCGGUGGUACCGGUGCCAACAGCAGCAGCAGCAGCAACUUCAACGGCUCGACGUCGACCGCCAUCGCCAGAGAGGAGCUGACCCUGCCUAUUUACGAAAUGGCCAUGUGCUUCAAGCAGGGCUGGGGCGUGCGGAAAUCGGCACGGACGGCAGCCUACUAUUUGACUGUCGCUGCCCAGCUCGGCGACGUCGAUGCCCAGAUGGCCCUGGGCGAAUGCUACCUGGCCGGAGACGGGGUCAAGCAAAGCAAGAAGAUGGCCGCCAAGUGGUUCCGGAUGGCGCAGACCCAGGGAGCGCACAUGGUGCAGAUGCAGUGGAUCUGGAAGGACAAGUACAACUGAGGCCCAGAGUCGACGACGACGACGAAACGGUGGGAGGAGGCUGCUGCUGGUGUCAGGUAGAGUCUCCUCGGACGCUGCAAGCCUUCUGCAGGUCUGUCGCAAGCGCUUCCACCGGGGAAACAUGUGCGACAUCCGUGCAUUCUCCUUGCCCAACACCUUCGCAGCCUCGGCUCAUUGGCCACGUCGGCGACCAUCACUGUUGCGACGUCAAAGACUGCAUUGCUGUCGGAGCGAUAGCACUUGCAAAGCUGCGUGCUUCAGACGUGCAAUCCGCUUGGAAACCUAGCAGAGGUGGCAUUCGGCAAUUGAGAUCAAGGCCGCGUUCAUGUUUCUGGGUCCGAAUACACUCAUGUACACGUCCUUGA
This is a messenger RNA of Polychytrium aggregatum, 1257 nucleotides long. RefSeq lists its product as uncharacterized. NCBI's taxonomy places the organism in Eukaryota, Fungi, Chytridiomycota, Chytridiomycetes, Polychytriales. The transcript has a single exon. Gene Ontology annotation, molecular function: protein binding. The coding region runs from base 44 to 892 and encodes 282 amino acids. The record is from RefSeq and is a predicted model, not a curated record.